UUUUAGUUGAUGGGUAAUAAACGACAUUACAAGUAAAAUGCAAGCUAUUAGACAAUGCACAGUUUGUGCUACUGGGGGGCGGACUUCCUUUUGCUCCUGACCAAUAUGGCCGCGCUCAGAAGAAGCAUUGCAUGUCUCAAUUUCUUCAGGAGCACAGCAGAGAGCGUCCUCAACAGUAGGAAACCCUUGCGCCAGAGGCUCGUGCGUUGCAGAGCUGUUACCAGAACGAGCUUGGUCUCUUUGAGUGUUGGCAGUGGACUGAGCGCUGUCCCCUUCAUGCAGCAAGUGGAGAACCUCUCUCAUGAAUCCCUGAUCCGAAGCGCAUCCUCUAUGGUUACAGACAGUGCAAACACUUACCUCUCCCAGACCACUCAGGCUCUCGUAGACUCCAUCACACAAUAUGCCAAAGCUCUCCAUACCCUCAUCUCUCUUCAGAGGAGAUAUCUGGCUUCACUGGAAAAACUCUCCACUGCUGAGGAGGAUGCCAUUUGGCAAGUGAUCAUUGCCCAGCGUGUUGAAGUUGGUGACAGACUAGAUGAAUGCAACCGCUUCGAGUCAAACUGGAUUAAUGCCGUCAACCUUUGUGAAAUGGCAGCUGAGGCAGCGUACAACACAGGAGCUGAGCAUGCAUCCGUCACAGCCAAGACCAAUUUGCAGGUGGCCAAGGUUCAGGUGGAGGAGGUCCGGCAGAUAUCUGUGGAUGCUGAGAGGAAGCUGACUGAGACCCAGGCCGAGGAGAUCCAGAGGAUGGCGGAGUAUGCCUUCAUAGAGAGUGGCGGUGAUGACGUGCAUGAGGCUUACCUCAGAGAGGACUAAGACUAAUCCUGAGAGUAAAACAAGUUUGAGUAAUUUAUUGUGGUUUAAAUCCUCAACAAGUAGACAGUACACAGUCCAUCAUUUGAGAAGCUCAAGAGUUUUGAGUCAUUGGGGUUGUUGUUUAUAUAAAAUUAUUAAGAUAAACAAAAAACAUGUAGAGAAUUUUGUGAUGAAUUGAAUACCACCAAUCUUGUUUAAUAACACAAAGUUAUUAUAUUUUAGUGAAUGUAAUGUCAUGCUUCCUUGUUUAUAAAGCUGAGUUGAUUACAAUUUCAUGCACUUAUUUGAACUGUAACACUAAAUUAUAAUAUUUAUUUGAAUACAGCUUUGAAUAACAACUUCAAGUCUUUAAACUGAAAAUAAUUGACAAUCAGGGUAUCCUAAGUGAAUUGUAUGGACAAUGGUCAACAUAGCAGUACAGUAUGGUGGCAUUUGUUUAUUUGUAUUUGAUGAUAUGUAAAUUAAAUAACUUUAUAAUAAAAAGUAUAUUUUCCGUA
Salmo salar (Atlantic salmon) is the source of this 1313-nucleotide messenger RNA. RefSeq names its product diablo IAP-binding mitochondrial protein. Gene Ontology annotation, biological process: neuron apoptotic process; intrinsic apoptotic signaling pathway in response to oxidative stress. The record is from RefSeq and is a predicted model, not a curated record. Lineage: Eukaryota; Metazoa; Chordata; Actinopteri; Salmoniformes; Salmonidae. Gene Ontology annotation, cellular component: mitochondrion.